AUGGCCGAUGUGCGGGGAUCAGACUUUUCGGAACUAGUCCGGUAUUCUCCAAAAAUGAUGACGACAGCCGGUGUUUUAACAAUUAUAAUGAUGGUCAUCGGAGUAGUUGGCAACAUGUUAACAGUGGCAGCCCUGUUAAGACACUCAAAAAUAAGAACAGUGGCGGCGGCAUUUAUUGCAUGCUUGUGUAUUUCGGAUCUGUGCUUCUGCUUCCUGGUGCUACCCUUCUCCGCCAGUCAGUUCUUCCACGGUACCUGGAUCCACGGCGAGAUACUUUGCACCUUGAUACCAUUGGUGCGUUAUGGCAGCGUUGCCAUAUCGCUGUUCAGCGUGGCUAUGAUAUCGGUGAACCGAUACUUCUUGAUAGCGUUUCCGCACCUCUACUCGAAAAUCUACACCAAAUUCAAGGUAUCGCUGUACAUAGGCGGGAUCUGGCUGUUCAGCUACGGCGUGCAGAUCCCGAUCUUGCUGGAGAAAUGGGGCAGGUUCGGAUUCGACGACAAGUUGGGCACCUGCUCCAUAAACCCCGACGAAAACGGGCACAGCGCCAAAACGUCUCUGUUCGUGAUGGGCUUCGCGAUACCCUGCACCAUAAUCGUCCUAUCGUACGCGAACAUUUUCUACGUGGUGCGAAAGUCCCACAAACGCCUGCAAGCGCACAGCACCAGCAUGCGCUACAAACGCAGCGAAAUGAAGAUCACCAAAAUGGUAUCGGUGAUCUUCGUUUGUUUCGUCAUCUGCUAUCUACCGCUGACGAUCGUCAAAAUCUUCGACACCGAGGUUAGACACGCCCCCUUGCACGUGGUAGGCUACUUGUUGAUUUACAUGUCGUCCUGCAUCAACCCUGUAGUGUACGUCACCAUGAACAAGCAGUACCGACAGGCCUACUUGGACACGUUGAUGUGCAAAAUGAACAGCAAGCUGGAGUCGCAGAACACGCCCCAGCAACACAGCAAAACUCACAUGUCCGUUUCGUAUUUAAAAAACAUCGUUGUUAACACUUCUCCGAAAGUUUGA
Molecule: messenger RNA, 1017 nt
Organism: Brassicogethes aeneus
Lineage: Eukaryota; Metazoa; Arthropoda; Insecta; Coleoptera; Nitidulidae
Source: the annotation of a GenBank genome assembly